This is a messenger RNA of Gossypium raimondii (Peruvian cotton), 4458 nucleotides long. RefSeq lists its product as uncharacterized. The coding region runs from base 384 to 4190 and encodes 1268 amino acids. The record is from RefSeq and is a predicted model, not a curated record. NCBI's taxonomy places the organism in Eukaryota, Viridiplantae, Streptophyta, Magnoliopsida, Malvales, Malvaceae. The transcript has 8 exons.
UCCCCUUGGCCAAACAAACAAAGCCUCAAGAUCCUUUCUCACUGAUUUUCAUUUACAAAAUAUAUGAUUAUAAAUUAAAAAAUAAAAUGCAGCUCCAAAUCUGAUCAUCGUCAUCAACCCUCAAAGCCCACCCCUUCAGAUUUUUCCAUUAUCUCUUCGAUCUCUUUCUCAAAUUCAAUCCGAUUUGGAUCCCCAAAAAGGAGAAAAAAAUAGAAAGCCAUCCAUCAUCAUUUUCACGAACUCGGAAUUUUAUUUUAUUUUAUUGUUAAAUCCGAUUGAAUCGGUUAUUAUUUUGGAUCGGCAAAAAAAACACGGAAUUGAAGGGCGGGGAUGGAAAGAUUGGUAAAUAACUGUAAAUCAAAGAGAAUUUAAGAAAUCAAAGGAUGCCAGGAUUAGCGCAAAGAAAUGAGCAAUAUAGUAGUGCCUCAUUUGGGUUUUGGUCUAAGCAUCGCGAUGAUGUUAGCUACAAUCAACUUCAGAAGUUCUGGAGUGAGCUCCCGUUACAAGCUCGGCAGGAGCUUCUUAGAAUUGACAAACAAACCCUUUUUGAGCAAGCUCGCAAGAACAUGUACUGCUCUAGAUGUAAUGGGCUACUGCUUGAAGGUUUUUUGCAAAUUGUUAUGUAUGGAAAAUCCUUGCAGCAGGAGGGAGUAGCUGGUAGCCUUCAUUACAAUAAGCCAGGACUCUCAAAAAGUCCAAGUGAUGGAGGAUUGAGUAUGCCAGAUGGGUCACAAGAUGAAAUUCAAAAUCCCUCCGUGCAUCCUUGGGGAGGUUUGACCACAAGUCGUGAUGGUUCACUGACACUUAUUGAUUGCUAUUUGUGCUCAAAGUCACUCAAGGGUCUCCAAAAUGUUUUUGACAGUGCAUGUGCAAGAGAGCGGGAGCGUGAAUUGCUUUAUCCUGAUGCUUGUGGUGGGGGAGGUCGGGGUUGGAUUAGCCAAGGAAUUCCCAGUUAUGGAAGAGGACAUGGAACAAGAGAAACAUGUGCUCUACACACUGCCAGGCUUUCUUGCGACACCUUGGUGGAUUUCUGGUCAGCUCUUGGAGAAGAAACUCGGCAAUCUCUUUUAAGAAUGAAGGAAGAAGAUUUCAUUGAGAGGCUCAUGUACAGGUUUGACAGCAAGAGAUUUUGCAGAGAUUGCAGAAGAAACGUUAUCCGUGAGUUCAAGGAGCUGAAGGAGCUAAAACGCAUGCGUAGAGAACCUCGAUGCACUAGUUGGUUUUGUGUUGCAGAUACAGCCUUUCUGUAUGAGGUAUCUGAUGACAGUGUCCAGGCUGAUUGGCGUCAAACUUUUGCUGACACAGUUGGAACUUAUCACCACUUUGAGUGGGCAGUUGGAACUGGGGAAGGAAAAUCAGAUAUCAUGGAAUUUGAAAAUGUUGGCAUGAAUGGGACUGUUCAAGUCAAUGGCUUGGAUCUUGGUGGCUUGAGUAUAUGUUACAUCACUCUAAGGGCCUGCAAAUUGGAUGGCCGCUGCUCUGAGAUUUCUGUAAAAGCCCAUGCAUUGAAAGGCCAACAAUGUGUGCAUUGCAGGCUUGUAGUUGGAGACGGUUAUGUUACAAUCACUAGGGGCGAAAGUAUUAGAAUCUUUUUUGAGCAUGCUGAAGAGGCAGAGGAAGAAGAGGAUGAUGAUUCCAUGGACAAGGAUGGAAAUGAGCUCGAUGGAGAAUGCUCCCGUCCACAAAAGCAUGCGAAGAGUCCUGAACUUGCUCGAGAGUUUCUUCUUGAUGCAGCAACUGUUAUAUUUAAGGAACAGGUUGAAAAGGCUUUUAGGGAAGGAACCGCUCGCCAGAAUGCACAUAGUAUCUUUGUUAGUCUUGCUGUUAAGCUGUUGGAAGAACGCGUUUAUGUUGCAUGCAAGGAAAUUAUUACUUUAGAAAAGCAGAUGAAGCUUCUUGAAGAAGAAGAGAAGGAAAAGCGUGAAGAGGAAGAACGCAAGGAGAGGAAAAGAACAAAAGAACGGGAGAAAAAGCUCAGGAGAAAGGAGAGACUGAAAGGAAAAGAAAGAGAGAAAGAAAAAAAAUGUGCUGAAAGUACUACUGUUUUUCCUGAUGUUGCAAAGGAAGAAUCUUCACUAACUCAUGAGGUUGAAGAAAAUAUUGUUAUUAAUUGCAGAGACUCCGUGAGUGACACAGGUGAUAUUAUUGUGUCAAGACCUGGUUCUCCAGAUGUUCAAGAUGAACAGUUUUUAGAUGGGCACUCCACCUCAAGUUUGCAAAAUCACUCUUCUGAUAGUCCUGAUGCAGAAGGUACAAAGGUAAAAGAUGGAAAUGGCUCUUUUAUAAUGGAGCAAUCAAAAUUUUCCCGUCGGAGAUUGAAAUUUCGCAAGGAUGGUCAAUUUGAUCCGUCUAUGAAAUGGUGUGAUCGACGCCGGUUUGCUGUUGUUUCAGAAAGCACUCCUGUUAAUAGAUCUGAGCCACGGCAUCAAAGUGAAAACUUCGAGGCUCCUUCGAGGAACAUCAAUGGAUCAAAUAGGCAGUUAAGGAUAACCAAUGUGAAAUCCAAUGGUCGGAAUUGUGGUGUUAAGUACACUGAGAAGUAUCAGUGUUCCAAUGGCCGGAGUGACAGAUAUGACAUUUGCUGCUGCGGCGAACACAAUGAAUACAGAACCAAUAUUGAGCCACAUGUGUCUGCAACUAGAGUAGGUCGAGAGCCCAAAUCUGUGAGCAAGGCUGAAUCUAAAUUGGCUAUGCCCAAGCAACUCUAUUGUGGUAACAAGUAUAAUCAACAAGUUUACAUGCGUGAAGAUCAUGGAAAGCUGAAGCUUAAAAUUAUUGCAGGAAACAAUCCUUCUGGUCGAGAUUCACUUUACUCCAAGAAAGUUUGGGAGCCCACAGAAGUCCAUAAAAAGUACCCCCGGAGCAACUCUGAUACAGAUAUUGCUUUGAGGUCUUCUACUUACAUUGAAGGAGCUGGGCCUGAUGACAACUUUGUUAAGUCAUCUAGUGAGAUGCGCUCAAGUGAAGCUAGUGUAAAUUUGGGUGAAAUUGAUCAUGAGCAUAGCAAUGUUAACAGAUCAAGAAACUCCAACCUUGCAACAGAUAAGGACUGUCAUGCGGAAACACAGGAUCAAUGUUCUUCACUGAAUGCUGCUUAUGAGGAAGUCAGAAUUUGUCCUAAUAGAAACCUUACUUUGAACGGAAUUCCUCAUUCUACGAUGAGUAGCACUUCUAAUUCUGAUAACUGCUCCUCAUGCCUUAGCGAAGGAGAUAGCAAUACCUCUGCUUCAAAUCAUGGAAAUCUGGAAUCUUCAUCAACGUCAGAUUCUGAAGAUGCCUGUCAACAAUCAGAUAGGAGAGAUGCAUCAAUCUGCAUUGAAAAUGGAUUCUCUGAGUGUCAAGUGAAAGGAAUGGAUAAAAAACAGGAUGCCGAUGGAGGGGUUGCUUUGGAAAGGCAGGCAUUGUUUGGACAUCAACCUGAUGGUACAGGGAACAAAGCUCCAGGAAAUCUGCCAACAAAAACUGCUGAAAAUUCUGAUAAUGGAAAGCCAACUGCCUUUAUGGGUUCUCAACAUCAAGGCAUGUUUACAUCGGUGCAUAACCAACAUAUACAAUUUCCAGUGUAUCCAACUCCUUCAACCAUGGGUUACUACCAUCAGAGUCCUGUAUCUUGGCCAGCAACUCCAGCUAAUGGUUUAGUGCCUUUCCCUCCAAACCCAUAUCUUUAUACUGGCCCUCUUGGCUAUGGUCUAAACGGAAACUCACAUUUAUGUAUGCCAUAUGGUGCUCUGCAGCAUUUAGCUGCUCCCCCAUUUAACCCUGAUCCUGUUCCAGUUUAUCAGCCAGUUUCAGAAGCCAAUGGCUUGUAUGCGGAGGAGCGAACUCUGAUUCCGAAGCCUGGUAGAACAAGUGAAGCUUUCACUGAAUUUAGUGCAGAGAGGGUUGUCCCUGGAAGGCUGCAUGCAACAGAAAAAACGGCAAUUGGAGAAGUUUGGCAAAAUGAUGUCUCUGUGAAAUCAAAUGCGGAUGAUUCUAGCUUUUCUUUGUUCCAUUUUGGCGGGCCUGUGGCUCUUUCAACAGGAUGCAAAACUAGUCCUGUCCCUUUGAAAGAUGAGAUUGUGGAAGAACUUUCUUCCCAGUUUUCAGCAGAUCAUGUUGAAAAUGGUCAUGGUUGCAAUAAAAAAGAGUCUACAAUUGAACAGUACAAUUUGUUUGCAGCGAGUAACGGGUUAAGGUUUUCGUUUUUCUGAUAUAUUGGCUAGGUAUAGGUGACUGCUUGGCAAUUCAGUCCCUACCUUCUUUCCCAGAAUAUGGAAGUCUGAGAGUACUUUAUAAUUGGGUAUACAAUAAUCUUACUAUGAAAGAAAAUCCAAGUUUAGCUUAUAGUUUUUCAUUAGAUUGUUUACCCCCUUCGUGUCAUUGUUUUUAUUGCAUGUAGAGAAAGAAAGAGAAGUUGCGAGUGUCAUAUAAUGUUUGAAGGCUUUCAGUAUGAGAUCAGGGGUUUUUCCCCUUUUAUUA